ACUUAAGCACCAUGACUACUACUGAUUUUGAUGGUCCUACACAAAGGUCAGCAAAAAGGAAGAGCAAGAACCAAUUCAUGGGUAUCCGGCAGCGCUCCCGGGCUAGGUGGGGUGCGGAAAUUAGAGAUCCUAUCAAGGGUGUCCGUCUCUGGCUUGGUACUUUCAACAGUGCUGAAGAAGCUGCAAGAGCUUAUGAUGUUGAAGCAUGCAGGAUCCAUGGCAAGAAGGCAAAGAUUAACUUUCCAGAGGAACCAAAACUUCCUCAGAAGAGUCGUGCUCCCCCUGCUUCUCCCAAAGUACCGAAGCCAAGUGCAGCACAUGAACAUAGUUUCAUACCAGCAUUCAACAACCUUGUCAACCAAAAUGCUUUUUUCUACCCAUCUGCUCACUUUGCAUCAAAGCAGCCGCUUGUUCAGCCUGAGAAUGUGCCAUUUGUUCCUCCAAUGAGCACUAUUGCCCCUGUUGAAGCUCCUGUUAUGAAUAUGUACUCUGACCGGGGAAGUAACUCCUUUGGCUUCUCUAAGUUGGGUUGGAAGUAUCACACCAAGACUCCUGAUAUAUCAUCCAUUGCUCCCAUUUCUACCAUUGUCGAAGGAGCAGAACCUGUGCUUGUCAAGAAUAACACCUACAACUCAUUGGUGCCUCCUGUUAUGGAGAAUAAUGUUGUCAAUUUUGAACCUUGGAUGAGAUAUCUUAUGGAUGAUAGAGUGGAUGAGAUGAUUGAUAGCCUACUGAAUUUUGAUGUGCCUCGAGAUGUCGUUAGCAACAGGACCUUUGGAGCUUCGAUGCCAUGCCCAUCAGUGGCCAAUUUUUCUGAGGGAAGCAAACCUUGUAUAUCGGGACAAAGGGAAUAAGGCUAUGAAGAUUGGAAAGCACCCUAUUGUCCCCUCCGUCUAGCAUAUGCUUAUGUCCAAGCUUAGAUGCAAAAAUGUUGCAUCACAAUUCUCUAUUGUAAUCGACCCAUUACCUAGUUGACUGUCGCUAUGUGGCAACCAUUUAUAAGUCCGAUGAACCGUUGUCUUGUCUUUCGCCAACUUUUAUGUCGUCGCUACCAUUUCUGAAUGUGAAGAACAUGAAUCUGUGUCCAGUUUGCUUUAAUCUGUGCACUUCUUCGCAUUUCCUUUCCUUCUGGAUGUUUAUUUAUUUUUGGAGAUAAAA
Messenger RNA from Aegilops tauschii subsp. strangulata, 1158 nucleotides. Its product is annotated as ethylene-responsive transcription factor 1-like. Gene Ontology annotation, biological process: ethylene-activated signaling pathway; regulation of DNA-templated transcription. Gene Ontology annotation, molecular function: DNA binding; DNA-binding transcription factor activity. The record is from RefSeq and is a predicted model, not a curated record. NCBI's taxonomy places the organism in Eukaryota, Viridiplantae, Streptophyta, Magnoliopsida, Poales, Poaceae.